UUUCAUUCAUUCAUUGAAUUAUACAAAUAAAUCACUAUUUUAUUCAAAGUGUGUCUCAAAAUGAAGGCACAGUUAGUUUGGGUGAUAAUGAUUGUCACUUUGAUUGGCAACUCAUACCAGGAGUGCUGGUGUAAUGUCCGACUCCGGGGCGAGUAUUGCGGAUCCGAACUGAACCGGAGGAAUGAUAACCAAGACUGCGAGCGACAUAUCUAUUAUUGCGGCCGAAAUAAUAUGAACAAAGUGGCCAUUUUAGUGGCCCGAUGUCCCGACGAGUCCCAGUGUGAGGACAAUCAGACUCAACUGUCUUCCAGGACCAGACGGAGAAACACAUGUUUGCGAAAACUUCAGUGUCAUUGUCGCGACGGUAUGGAUGACGACAACCUGUAUUGUGGGAAUCAAUUGACUGGAAGUGAUUGUCCGCCACACGUGCUGUUCAGGUGUCGGUUCAGUCGAAACGGUGUGUCCGCUCGCGACGCUUGUCUGGACGGCUGUCACGACGGAAAAUGUCUCAACGGAGUCGACAUUCCCGACAAUUUCAGACGGGAUUCAAGUAGUGAUGGUUCGGAUACAGAGAUGCCUUAA
Messenger RNA from Medioppia subpectinata, 582 nucleotides. The record is from the annotation of a GenBank genome assembly. Lineage: Eukaryota; Metazoa; Arthropoda; Arachnida; Sarcoptiformes; Oppiidae.